Mauremys mutica (yellowpond turtle) is the source of this 2311-nucleotide messenger RNA. RefSeq names its product protein crumbs homolog 3-like. The record is from RefSeq and is a predicted model, not a curated record. Lineage: Eukaryota; Metazoa; Chordata; Testudines; Geoemydidae. The coding region runs from base 261 to 608 and encodes 115 amino acids. The transcript is spliced from 3 exons.
GUGACUUGGGACCAUCUCUACUGUGCGGGGAGAGUCCUGUGCAUACCAGGGCCCCCCCUCCUGCUGGAUCCCAGAGCUCUGAGUCGCACCUGGGUCCUGGGAAGGGCUCCAGCCCCUCCCAGCUGCCUGUUCAGGCCUGACCUGCUCUCGCACAACCACCCUGGAGCUGGGAGCGUGGGCUGAAGGCCAGGCUGGCGACUGGGCAGGGCAGGAUGGAGCAGAGAGGGGCAGCCUGGGAGCUGUAGUUCCCUUCCUGCAUAAUGGCGAGGCAAAGGAAGGGAGCGGCUGGCCUGGCACAGAGAACAGCGUGUUGCUUACAGACUGGAGGGAGAGUCCCGCACCCUAGGAGGCUGGAUGCCACGAACGGGAGCACCACGACACCCACACCCGCAUCGGGGCUCACGGAGUCGGAGCGGCUGGCGGCCAUCAUUGUCCCCUCCCUAGUCGGGGGUCUCCUGCUUAUUGGACUCGUGAUCUUCGGGGCGCUCAAGGUGCGGGAGAGGCGGCAGACGGAGGGCACCUACCGGCCAAGCAACGAGGAGCAGGUGGGUGCUCGGGUGGUGACGAACACUAACCUCCAACUGCCCCCUGAGGAGCGGCUGAUCUGACCCGGGGGGAGGGGGGGGUCACACACACCCCCUCCCCGGACUGGCAGACUCUGCACCGGCUGGACCCUGCGGUUCCAGAGCCAGCUGCACACCUGGCGGGCGGGGGGGGGCCUCCUUGCUCUCUGCUGGCUGGAAGGAGCCGACGUCUUCGUCGCUGGAUGCAUCGGAUUUGAACCUACGCCCUCCUGCUGCGGGGGAGUGUGUGUGGGGGGGUGCCGCCCAGCCAGGGGCAGCCCGGGGCAGCUUGCCUGCGAAACUGCUGGCCAUGCUGGUGCUGCGCAACAUCGCCUCCUGGUGGACCACUUUAUCCUUCCCCAUCCACCCCCGUCUGCGUCUCACACGUGUCCUGUAAUCUCCCCUACCUCGGUCGGCGUCUGUCUGUCCUGGGGCCGGCUGCAGGGGGGUUGUGCUUGAAGCUGCCCGGGUCACCGAGCCGGCCUCAGCUUGCAUUGCAGGCUGCAGAUGGGGAGUGACUCUGUGUUGGCAACCGGGCUGCUGAAAGCGAGGCUGGCGCGGCAGCGAAGGAAGGGGAAGCUAGAAACUCCUGCCUGAGCCGCCAUGGAAGGUUUUGGCUUUAAAAAAAAUCCGCUGGAGGGGAACAACCGUGUCUAUGCAUUGUGUAAAAAACCGAUCCCCUGGGUUAGUUAAUACACAUCAGCCCGAGGUGCAGACGGAAGGUAGGGGAAGAGAGGUUUAAGUCCCUUCACUGUCGUGCCUCAUUUUCCCCAUCUAUCACUCCCCCUCCCCCUGGUGCUCUACAAAACCUUCUUGGGUGCAUGUGGAAGGAGCCACAUCACUCUCUAGCGGCUGGUGAAUGCAGAGGAUAAUAGCCUCCUGUGGCUGUCAGCUGAUGGAGCUGCUCCUUGGGUUGGGCUGACUGGAGUCAAACCUGGGCUGCUGAUGGGGUCAUUUCUCAUGGUGUGCAGAGGAGUGAAAUACACUAAUAACUCAAAAAACAACUGGGCGGCCUUUUCUGCUUCCCUGUCCCUGGGGAAUGAACCAAACUGCACCCAACUUAAUGAUCCAAAUCUGCGUCCUCCGGCAGGGCCGUGAUUCAUCCCUUCCUUAAACCAAAUCUCGUUGGAAUCUUCUCCCAUGUGCGGCAUCCCCCUGGAGCAGGGGUCGGGGCCUUUUCCCCCAAGCCACAGUGUCCCACAGCACAGCCCCGCCCCAUUGCUGCCCCUACCCCCGGCCAGCACCGGGGCUAAGGUUAUUUCCCUGCAUGGGGCAGCCUGUCCCCUCAUCAGUGAGGCUGGAGCAGGAGCAACUGUCCCCUGCCUUAAGCUUCCAGACCCAGCUGCAGUAGAAGCCGCUUGUGAGCGGAUUUCCGCACCCCAUUAAUCACUCGUACCAGGAGCGGUUCCCGAGCCUCGGGCUUGGAUUGUGGAUCUUUAACUCAAAGAGCUUUUCUCCCACCAGUGCCUUGGCCAUUUGAGUUAUGCGGAACACCUACCGUCCAUAGGUUUCCAAUAGGCUGGCCCAUGGGGCUGGCAGUGCCUUUAUGCCACCCGUGGGUCGUUGCUAUGAACAUCUCAGCCUCUUAACUUUGAUGUAGUGGCAGGGAGUUCCCCAGGCUUCCAAGGGAGGGAGAUGGGGGCGGGGAGCUGUUUGCCCAGGGGGCCAUCCAGCAUCAGGGCUUGCUAGGAACCCAGUUCCCCAACCAGCUGCCAUCUUUACAGCCCCUGGUCGAUGCUUCCUCGCUG